AUGCACUGGCACGUAUUCUGUAGCUGUCUGACGAAUUAUCCGAGCGCCCAACUCUCUGCUAUCUCUCUGCCACCGUUCUGCCAUCACUCUGUCACCGCUCUGACAACCGCUCUGCCACCGCUCUGCCACCGCUCUGCCACCGCUCUGCCACCGCUCUGCCACUUCACGCGACCUUGGCACUUCCCUGGCACUUUCCUGGCACUCUCCUGGCACUCUCCUGGCACUCUCCUGGCACUCUCCUGGCACUCUCCUGGCACUUUCCUGGCACUCUCCUGGCACUUUCCUGGCACUUUCCUGGCACUCCCCUGGCACUCUCCUGGCACUCCCCUGGCACUCCCCUGGCACUCCCCUGGCACUCCCCUGGCACUCUCCUGGCACUCUCCUGGCACUCUCCUGGCACUCUCCUGGCACUCUCCUGGCACUCUCCUGGCACUCUCCUGGCACUCUCCUGGUUGGCACUUUCACCCUCCUACACUUUCACUCUUCCUACUCACUCACUCAUCUAUUGCCCUCGCCUGA
Penicillium cataractarum is the source of this 519-nucleotide messenger RNA. RefSeq lists its product as uncharacterized. The coding region runs from base 1 to 519 and encodes 172 amino acids. The record is from RefSeq and is a predicted model, not a curated record. NCBI's taxonomy places the organism in Eukaryota, Fungi, Ascomycota, Eurotiomycetes, Eurotiales, Aspergillaceae. The transcript has a single exon.